GACUUAUCGAUAGCUCCCCCAUCGCCGCCAGCUGUUUUUCAUUGCUCCCCUCCACCCACACAUACAGUUAUUAUCAUUGCGAAAACCAAGUGCAGCAGCAGUUACAUUUUUAAGAGCCAGCGAAAGCAACAAAUCCGUCACAGCCAGUGGAAGAUGGAUCAAUAACAGGGCUAAACCCUCAACAGUGCCCGCUAAUUGGAUUGCCUUGGACCCCAACAAACCCCAGGAAGCGGAAAACUUGGACCGCUUGAAACGCUUACCAGAUACACAAAACAAAGAAGGAAAACUGAAUCUUAAGAUGAAAGCAACCAAAUCCCGAGCUGCUCGAUUGACCAGCUUGACGGAAGAUGUGACUGCUGUGCCCGAGGAUGCACCGUUUCGGGCUCGCCUUCAUUACCUCUUCACCCAGAUUGAACGGGAGUUCGAGCAGCUUUACCUGGAGAAUCAAAGCUUGCAGGAAAAGUUGGACAAUGUCACAAGCAACAAGGACGCAAAGGAACCUCAGCAAGAGCAGCGAUCCACCGCCGGCGGAGUAAUCACUACUCAGCCAUCGUCCACAGCCUUAGCGACGCCACCCAUUCAAACGGAUGAUGGAGGCGCCAGCUUCUUGGCUGCCGCUGCGUCUAGCACGCACAAGACUCUGAAGGCCAAGCUGAGUAGCGCCACCGGAGGCAGUAAGGCUAAGGCCAGCAAUAAGAUCAAGGCACAGACCAGUCGCAUUGUUUCCAGCUUCAAAGCCCCAACGGUGGUCAGCACGGUGGUGCGAGAGUUUGCAGGUCAUAAGGACGGAAUCUGGCAGGUGGCCGCCAAGGCAGGUCAGCCUAUUAUUGGCACAGCCUCCGCUGAUCAUACAGCGUGCAUAUGGGGCGUCGAAAGUGCCAGGUGCCUGCUACAGUAUCAGGGGCACGCAGGAUCUGUCAACUCUAUAAAGUUUCACCAGCAACGGGAUCUUGUGCUUACCGGGAGUGGAGAUGGCACUGCUCACAUCUGGCAAGCGGCCGUUAAUUGGGAGGUGCCCAAAAAGGGGCACUCAUCCGAGGAGGAGUUAGACGAUAGCGACGAACAGGUUGAAGACCGUGAUCGCGUGGACACCCUUCGCACACCGCUUUGCGAAUUCACUGGCCCAGGUGGUCACCUUUCUGUGGUUGUGGCAGCCGACUGGCUUUCCUCUAUGGAUCAGAUCAUCACAGGCAGCUGGGAUAGGACAGCCAUUCUUUGGGACGUGGAGACUGGACAGCCGCUUCAGCCACUUACUGGCCAUGACCAUGAAUUAACUCACGUUUCGGCCCAUCCCACACAGCGACUAGUCGUUACUGCAUCUAGGGACACCACGUUCCGUCUGUGGGAUUUCCGCGAGGCCAUUCCUGCAGUGUCUGUCUUUCAGGGCCACACAGAAACGGUCACGUCGAGUGUUUUCGCCAGGGACGACAAGGUUGUGUCCGGGUCGGAUGAUCGGACUAUUAAAGUAUGGGAACUGCGCAACAUGCGCUCCGCCCUCGCCACAAUUCGCACGGAUUCCUCAGUCAAUCGAUUAGCCGUCUCCACUGGAGGAAUAAUUGCCAUCCCACAUGACAAUCGACAAAUUCGUCUCUUUGAUUUGAAUGGCCAACGUGUGGCCAGGUUACCAAGAACCAGUCGGCAGGGCCACCGGCGCAUGGUGUCGUCGGUGGCCUGGGCGGAAGAACCUUUGUUGGAUUGCGACCUUUUCUCCUGCGGCUUCGAUCGUCGCGUCUUUGGCUGGUCCAUCGUCCUGCCGAAGGACAAUUGAAGGUGGCUGAAGCAGUGAGCUGCUUUAAAUGAAAAAUAGGGACAAAGGAGGAGCAGGAGCCGUGCUCCGCAACAUGUCUUGUAUCUCGAAACGACCAUUCUGCAGGGAUGCUCGUACUUAUGUGUAGCCGUUUAUUAUAGAUCAAGUAUCAAGUAUUAUGCAGACACUAUUCAAGAUGUUUUAGAAUCUAUAUGUCGCCCUAUGAGUGUAAUUAUCGUUGCUUUUGCCAAAUAGUCGUGGCAUUUCACGUGCUGCAUGUACUACACACUAUCACUGUUAUAGCAUAUACAUGGGGGUUGGGAUUGGAAUCGGUGGGGUACGGGGGAUGCGAAUGAGGACUUCCAGUUCCAAUUUUAUCUGUGUUUUAUUAUCAAAUACAUAUUUUAGGUGUCUAAGGCAUUGACGUUAUACCAAACAUUGAAUAAACAUAAUCAAUAGCCCGUUUUAUAGCUGGGUAUAUCAUAAA
Messenger RNA from Drosophila bipectinata, 2234 nucleotides. RefSeq names its product WD repeat domain 37 (gene Wdr37). Gene Ontology annotation, molecular function: protein binding. NCBI's taxonomy places the organism in Eukaryota, Metazoa, Arthropoda, Insecta, Diptera, Drosophilidae. The record is from RefSeq and is a predicted model, not a curated record.